AUGCAAUCCCCCCAAGGCCCCAAGUGAUAUCAUAACAUGCAUGUUGUUCUUAAAUACUAUCGUAUGUUCUACCAAAAAUGAUGCUUUUGGUAGAUGAUGAUCUGGAUUGAUUUAAAAGCUUGUGUAGAGUAAUUCUUUUUUGAAGCAUGUUGGGUGUUUGUGAAUAAACCUAGCUAAGUGUAUACACCUGCAUAAUUGUUCUUUUCAAUUGAAACAUACACCUGCAUAAAUGUCAUUUUCAAUUGAAACAUAAAUAAGUGUAACUUAGGUGAAAACGACUAUUUUUUAAGCAUGCCGUAAGAGCUUAAUGUGUAAGAAGUACUUAAAUUUCAUUGAAACAUACGCCAUGGCGUGCUUGCUUACAAUGCUGUUUGUGGCAAAUGUUGUGCCAGAAACCAAGAGAAAAACACGGGAGGAAAUCCAGGCAACCAUCAGCUUAUGGCGGCGUACAAGCUAACCCAUAAAUGAAGAGAACCAUUAUUUAAACAACACUUCUACUGCACUGGAGGCUAGCCUGUACCAUGAUCAUGAGAUGGAUUUCAAAGAUUUGGAGCCAGAAACAGUUUGGUCCGAACAUGAAAGUAUUACAAAAGAUGUUUGUAUCAGCCCAAAUUCCCAAAAACGAAGAGGCGGUGAAAUGUUGAAGACAAGGGGGACUACCUGCUGCGUGAUUCCGUGAGCGGCUGAGCGGUGACUCCGUCAGUUCGUGACUCUUCAAGCUUGUGAAAAGAAAAAAAGAAGUGAACGUCUACAGAAACAGUUGGUGGAAGGGCAAAAUGGAGCAGAACGGGAAAGAAGAAGAGAAUGAAAAGUUGCAUGCUUCUCGUCGAUCGCCAGUGGAAGGAAAAUACUGGUAACCUUAUUUCAGCAACCAAUGAUGAUAAGCUAAGGGACCUCUUUGAUCAAAUCAGGACUUCCAAAACUCCUGUAGUUAUUAACUAUGGUGCAUCUUGGUGCCAUGUUUGCAGGCAGAUACUUCCAGCAUUCUGUGAGUUGAGUAACAGCUUCCCUAAAUAUCGUUUGUAUAUGCUGAUAUUGAUGAUUGUCCAGAGACAACCCAGCAUGUCCGCUACACGCAAACUUUCCAUUUCUACCGUGAUGGGGAGAGGGUUGAUGAGAUGUUUGAUGCCGGCGAAGAGAGACUGCAUGACAGGCUCUGGUUGCACUCUAAGAUACAUGGGCUUGGUUUUAUUUGGUUGCACAUCACUCUUGGAUGGAAAAUCUCUAGAUUUUUGAACAAUUGAUGUUAUCACAUAUAUAAAUGUAUCUCCAUCUCGUGAGUGUUUAAGCUCCAAUGAAAUUAACAAAAAAAAAAAGAGUUUUAUUUCAUAACAAA
Cuscuta epithymum is the source of this 1336-nucleotide messenger RNA. The record is from the annotation of a GenBank genome assembly. NCBI's taxonomy places the organism in Eukaryota, Viridiplantae, Streptophyta, Magnoliopsida, Solanales, Convolvulaceae.